Molecule: messenger RNA, 2870 nt
Organism: Camelina sativa (false flax)
Lineage: Eukaryota; Viridiplantae; Streptophyta; Magnoliopsida; Brassicales; Brassicaceae
Biological process (GO): GPI anchor biosynthetic process
Cellular component (GO): membrane
Source: RefSeq, a predicted model, not a curated record
GUGUAGGCCGAGCAAGCCCAUUGUGAAAAUAUAUAUAUAUUAAUCAAUUGCCGCCGAUUUAACUUCCCUUUUCUCGCCGGAAUGUAUCUUUCUUCCGGUUGCUGAUCCCGGCGUCGAACACUUGCUUCUCAUCUGUCCUCAAACACGAGAGAGCUGAAAUGAAGAGAAAAUGUAGGAUUUGGUUGCCUAAGCAGCUCUCAUCAGCUGAUGAUUUGAGUCACAGUCUAUUGUUUGGGUGGUUCGUAUGUCAUUCCUCGUCUUGUCUUGACGUAGUUGUGGCCUUUAUCUCUGAUGAAAGCUCCUUGUCCAAUGCCGGAUCUAAGCUCCAAGACGUACUCCAUGAAACAAAUGAGAAGAUGCCUUCAACUUUACGGGAUAAGGCAGCAUUUACGCUCCUUGGUCGUUAUGAUAUAUGCCUUAAUGUUAAUGGAAACUCAUCCAAGAUUACAAAAGACAAAGGUGUGUGCAGUAAGGCAGGAGCUUAUGGUGGUCCUUGCAGAUAUAGUAGCCUAAGCUGUGGUUGUCAUAAGGUUGAUGGCUUAUUAGAGGGUUUUAGGGAAGAAUCUGUGAGCAGACACUGGAUUCAUCUGGUGCGUGAUUCUUCGGAGCAUAGACUUAUGGAAUUCCAUUCAAGUUCUAGACUGCAUCAUAUACAUUGGAAUGGGGAUCUUGUAUCUCAAUGCGAUGUCCACGUUGUAGUCUAUGACAUUCCAGUGUUUGGUUCUCACCAUUUCUCGUUAAGCUUUUGGAACUCUCCUCUUCAGACAGAAGCUCCUCGUAAGAAACCCAAGUGGGUUGAUGAUCUUCACAAUAGGCAACCUCUGAAUGAUAUGGAAACUGUGGUUCUGUCCAUAAAUUGCGCUUCAGCUGUCAAGAUUGCCUAUAAGAAGAUCUCCACGCAGCCAGAGACUUCUUCUCGGAACUUUUCCAUUAGUUACCUGAUAUCUUCUUUGACAUGGCGAUUACUCGCCACAAUUAUAGGCUCUUUAUCAAGUCUUUUUUAUAGCCUUAUCCAAUUAUUCUGUUUACUUUCAAGUUUUCCGAUUUUCUCAUGGGUACAUAUCGCAUCAAGGAGGAUACUCAAGAAUACAUGGAUCAACUUCAGAGUACGCAGUUCUCAGAUCUUAUAUUGGCCAAUCUUCCUUGAGGAGAAUGACAUGAUGUCCAUAUGCUGUGUGGAACAUGCCGAGAAAGCUGCACUGCAAAGACAUUCUACGUGGUCGGCCAUGGCUGUUGAUCUAAUUUUGGGGAACUUGAUUGGUCUAGGUCUAUUGUUUAACACCGAAACUGUCUGCUCAUGGAUAUUCAAGUUUACAAAGGAGUUCACAAAUGAUAUUUUGCGGUCUGGUUGUGUGUGGUUGAUGGGAGUUCCAGCGGGUUUUAAGUUAAACACAGAAUUGGCUGGAGUUUUAGGGAUGGUAUCUCUUAAUGUAAUCCAGAUAUGGUCCACUCUCUGGGUAUUCAUGGCCUCUUUCAUCUUUUAUUUGAUAAGAGCAAUCGCCAUCCUAGGAAUUACUUUUGGUGCAACAGUAUCUGCCGCAUUUGUCAUAGAUUUCAUUACUUUUGCAACACUUCAUAUAAUGGCUCUUCAUUGGACAAUCACACUUGUGUACUCUCACCAAAUUCAAGCUUUAGCAGCAUUGUGGAGGCUUUUCAGAGGGCGAAAAUUAAAUCCUCUACGUCAAAGGUUGGACAGCUAUGGUUACACUGUGAAGCAGCAUGUGGUGGGAUCUCUUCUGUUCACUCCUCUUCUGCUUCUGUUACCAACAACUUCAGUUUUCUACAUCUUUUUCACCAUUACAAGCACGACAAUCAACUCCAUAUGUAUGUUGAUUGAAUUCUCAAUCUCUGUCAUCCAUGCAACACCAUAUGCAGAGAUUAUGAUAUGGCUUGUCAGACGUGAAAGAUUUCCUUCUGGUGUUUGGUUUGAAUUGGAACACUGUGGAGAGCAUAUCCUUGAGUCCUCCUCAAAUAAUGCUUCUGAAGACAGAAGCAGUACAGACUCCAAAAAUCUACUGAGAGAACACAAUAUUCCUGAGAAGAAAUCAUCAUCUCUAAUGGUUUCCAAUCUUCGCAGCAAUUUCUUAAGCUUAGGACAGAUACUUUUGCCUCAUUAUAGAACAAUAUUUUCAGGAAUAUCAGCUUCUUCUCUGACUACAUCAGCUCGUGGAGUCCUCAGUGGGGAAAGAAUGCCAUCAAAAUUAGGGCUUGAUCUGCCUCCUCCAAGGCCAUGGAUGCACAUGCCAUUGAGACAGUACUGGAUCCUAUGCCGUAACUCCAUCAUCUCAUCUACGGCAAAUGGUGAAUUCUCCGAUUGAUCUUCUAGCGUUCUAACUCCAUAGACACUCUCUGAUCACUAGGUGGUGCGAAUCGUAAACAUGAAGUCCCCUUUUUUUUAUAUUUGGCCCUUGAUCCUAAUUUGUUCAUCAGCUUUAUAUCUGGUUUUAAGUUUUAACUAUGUAAAAAAAAAUUAUUUUUUUAUAUUAAUGAUUUUAGAUAGAAAUUAUUUUUAUAUGUAAUUAUCUUAUCUCAGAUUUGGUUGUGAUCUCUUUUCAAGAGUCUUUCACCAUGAAGGAUCUCUAGGCUUUGGUUGUGUCUCACCGCCUCUGGUAGCUCAUCGUCGGAGCAACAUAAGGAGAUGCACAACACUCUCAUCCGGUUUUAUUAUGUUAGUUAAGUAGAUUCUUGUAUUGUAACCCGUUUGUGUGUUUUUUUUAUUUCAGAUUUGUUUUUAAUUUUUCAGAGGUUUAGGUUUUAAUUUUCUUUUUUUGGAUCUCUGGAAUCUGUUCCGGGAAGUAAUAGUUUGGAUGUUGUGUAUUUUAUCAGUCUGGGUUUUUUCCCCUUAGUUUGGUUUUAGCCUCCGGGAAUGU